Messenger RNA from Exophiala aquamarina CBS 119918, 1596 nucleotides. RefSeq names its product serine/threonine protein kinase. The annotation marks the transcript as partial. Gene Ontology annotation, molecular function: ATP binding; protein serine/threonine kinase activity. The record is from RefSeq and is a predicted model, not a curated record. Lineage: Eukaryota; Fungi; Ascomycota; Eurotiomycetes; Chaetothyriales; Herpotrichiellaceae. Gene Ontology annotation, biological process: peptidyl-threonine phosphorylation; peptidyl-serine phosphorylation. The transcript is spliced from 2 exons.
UGGACGGCACAAGCCAGCUACGAUCAGCUCAGUCCUGCCCAGAUUAUCAACCAUCAUGUGCAGGCUUGCCCUGAGCUAGACGGUCACGAAAUAUACAUUAGGCACGGCUCUUGUCAGGUGAAAGGCCCUUCUGAUCUGAACUCCGAAGGUGAAUUCUCCAAAGUCGAUGACAUUGAAGACUUGAGUCAAUAUGCAAUUCGAGACAUAUGUGGAUUUAUAUCCAAAAAUCUCUUCUCUCUUCCGUCCCUCGAGGUACACUGGGACUUUUCUUCUGCGCGACUUAGACCACUACCUUCCGAAAACUACGCAGAAGCAAUACGACUGGGGCUUGAAAAGAAGGUGUGCACGAAUUUUAAAGAACAGCAGUACAUUCCUGCGUGUGAUCUUGAGGUGUUCUUAGAUGUGUCGGUAGCACGCAACCUCCUGGACCAGGAUGCCUCUGUGAACAUGAGUCAUUUUGAGACAGCCAGAUUCUUGAGGAAGGUGCAGACAUUCCCUGCGAGGAAACUUCUUGUGCUCUGCGUCUUCAGCCGCUUCAACCUUGAUGAGCUGAAACACCUUAUUGAUCAUGGGUUUAACGACGAAACACGGCCCCAACCGAGCACGACGUGCGGGGAUAAGGAAUGCACAGCGAAGUAUGCACAGCUGAGGAAUAAUAUCCACACCUUCUUCCCCAGGAAUAUCAAGAAGGGUCAGAAGCGGCAUAUGCUGACUACGCAAGAGGUGGUACCUCUGCAGCACCCGCCUUGUGAGGAGCGUGAACUUGGUCAGGGCGCCUAUGGAGUUGUCACGCAAGUCAUCAUUGAUCGAUCUCAUUAUUCUUUCCCAGGGGACCCCGAUUGCCGUUUUGCCCUGAAAACAUUCGCUAGCAACGACCUAGCGACAGCGGCAUUCUUGAGUGAGGUAUCGAUGCUGGACGUCCUCACCCCGCACGGGCACGAUCAUAUUGCUGGCCACAUUACUGCAUGGUCGCAGGCUGAUCAGCACUUCAUCCUCUAUCCCAAAGCCGCCCAUAAUUUGAGAUCGUACAUGACGGAUGUAGAGCCUCCUGCGUUGAGGCAGCCAGUCAUGAUGUGGUUUUUCAAACAACUUGGUGGGCUGGCGGAUGCCAUCGACCACGUUCAUCGGAUCAAGGAUGGCAGCGAGGAUGGGGCUGUCAUUGAAGGCUGUCAUCACGACAUCAAACCAGAGAAUAUCCUCGUUUUCGAAAGGGUACCAAACAAGGACCCAACGUUCAAGAUUGCCGACUUUGGCGCCGGUCACUUUUAUGCAGGUCCCAAUGAUGACAAAAGGAGUAAGCAAUAUUCUAAAACCGGGGGAACAGAAACGUAUUUUGCUCCUGACUGGGAGAGACAUGGAAAUGUGUCCAAGUCGUUUGAUAUGUGGGCCUUGGGAUGUGUCUUUCUGGAAUUGCAUCUAUGGCUAUUCAGGUUCCACUGGGAUGAUGGCGCUGGUUUCUCAACAAAACGUGCCGAAUUCUCCGGUGCUGAUCCUAGAAACAGCGAGGAUCGAUUCUGGGUGAAGACUAAAGCUGGCUACGUGUUGAAGCCUGCUGUUGAGAGAGUACUUGAAGAACUCGAGGCCAAAUGCAACAAG